This is a messenger RNA of Danio aesculapii, 5181 nucleotides long. It is a transcript of the gene mmp17a, whose product is annotated as matrix metallopeptidase 17a. The transcript is spliced from 10 exons. Gene Ontology annotation, biological process: proteolysis; extracellular matrix organization; collagen catabolic process. NCBI's taxonomy places the organism in Eukaryota, Metazoa, Chordata, Actinopteri, Cypriniformes, Danionidae. The coding region runs from base 390 to 2183 and encodes 597 amino acids. Gene Ontology annotation, molecular function: metalloendopeptidase activity; zinc ion binding. The record is from RefSeq and is a predicted model, not a curated record. Gene Ontology annotation, cellular component: extracellular matrix.
UGUUCGGCGUGAGCGCGCGGUGCCUCUUCUCUGACAGCACGCGCACUGAUCUCCAAGGGCUUUGGAUUAAGACCGAGCGAAGACGUUUGACUUUUGGUCUUUUGGGAGUGAAUGCUUACACACCUCAUCUUUCAGGCAGCUUUGACAAAUCGUCAUGACCACUGUGAAUGACAUUUCGCUUGGAGACACAGAUCCCUGAGGAAAUUAAUUGCCCUGUAUGUUGGUGUAUGUGAUAUGUGUUUCACGUGUUUGCGCACUACAGUGAGGUAGUUUGACUGACGCGCGUUCCAGAGGACCGUUAAAUGUCCGGGAUCCGGCUUUGGGUUAUCUAAACCGUGGAUGCGGCGGAAAGAAAGACCGUUCUGUGAUAACCGGGAGCGGGGGACAAUAUGAAGUCUCUCAGAAAGUGGAAUUCCGCUCGGACCAUUUGGAUUAUUUACCCAGAGAUGAUUCUUUUUCCAGUUCUUUGGUUUUUAUCUCAAACUCGGGCGGCCCCUUCAAUAACAGCCGAGCAGAUGGAUAUGGGGGUGGACUGGCUGAGUAAGUUUGGGUAUCUUCCACCCCCUGAUCCUGUAAAUGGACAGCUACAAACUAAAGAGGCUCUGACGAAGGCCAUCAAAGCCAUGCAGAGGUUCGGAGGCCUGGAGGAAACAGGAGUGUUAGACCAAGCAACCCUGGGCUUAAUGAAGACCCCUCGCUGCUCGUUGCCAGAUAUGUCAGAACCGGAUCUGUCAGCAGGCAGACGAAAGCGAGCUCUGGCUCCUCAGAAUAAGUGGAACAAGAGGCAUCUUUCCUGGAGGGUGAGGACGUUUCCAAAGGAGUCGACUUCGCUGGGACGAGACACCGUGCGGGCUCUUAUGUAUUAUGCCCUGAAAGUAUGGAGUGACAUCGCGCCUCUCAACUUUCAUGAGGUGGCGGGGAAUGAGGCAGACAUUCAGAUUGACUUCACCAAAGCAGACCAUAAUGACGGAUACCCUUUUGAUGGGCCCGGCGGCACAGUGGCACAUGCCUUCUUUCCUGGAGAGAGAUUCACAGCUGGAGACACACACUUUGAUGAUGAUGAAGCCUGGACAUUCAGAGCACCAGAUUCUCAUGGGAUGGACCUGUUUGCAGUGGCGGUGCAUGAGUUUGGCCAUGCCAUUGGGCUCGCACACACCUCUGCCAUUGAGUCCAUCAUGCGCCCUUAUUACCAGGGUCCAGUGGGUGACCCACUCAAGUACAACCUUGCAUAUGAAGACAAGGUCCGCGUCUGGCAGCUGUACGGUGUUCGGGACUCCGUUUCACACACACUGAAGCCAGAUGACCCUUCACAAACAGCCGAGCCACCCGUCCUGCUCGACCUCCCCGAAAACAGAUCCACAAUACCACCUGCCCGUGAUGCCCCUGACCGAUGCACAAGCCAUUUUGAUGCUGUAGCCCAAAUUCGAGGAGAGGCCUUCUUUUUUAAAGGGAAGUAUUUCUGGCGUCUGACACGUGAGAAGCACCUGGUGUCAUUACGGCCUGCGCAGAUCCAUCGCUUCUGGAGGGGUCUACCUGCCAACCUGGACAGUGUGGAUGCUGUAUACGAGAGGCCUGGAGACCACAAGAUCGUGUUCUUUAAAGGAGGAAAGUAUUGGGUGUUCAAGGAUAAUAAUGUAGAAGAGGGCUACCCGCGAUCAGUCAGUGACUUCGGCCUGCCGGUGGAGGGAGUGGAUGCGGUGUUUGUUUGGCAGCACAAUGAGAAGACCUACUUCUUCAAGGACAACCAAUACUGGCGCUACGAUGACCAUCUGCGGCGCAUGGACCUCGGAUACCCAAAAGACAUGGCAUUGUGGAAAGGGAUCCCGGCUCAACUGGAUGAUGCCAUGCGGUGGUCUGACAGUGCAUCAUAUUUCUUCAAGGGAAAGGAGUACUGGCGUGUGGCGGGCAGCGAUAUGGAGGUAGAAGUGGGUUAUCCACGUCCCAUCGGCAAGGAUUGGCUGGUGUGCACAGAAAUGCAGUCGGACUCCCCAGAGAUGCAGAACAACUCAAACACAAGACUUCACGGCCAGCAUCACGCGGACCAUGCUGAAAAUGGCUAUGAGGUUUGUUCCUGCACUUCAGACUCUGCCUCCCCGCUUGGGACGCGACUGACCCUGUCGCCCGCAUGGGUGUUUGUGCCACUCUUGACGCUUGCUCUCGCUCUUUCCUCUGCACCGCUCUGAUAAGGGCAGAGCCACAGGCCUGUGCUCAAACAAACUCCAGUAGCCUGUGGGUGAAGAGAGAGUUAUGAGAGCUCUGGAAAAGCCUUUCGCCAGCGCUGGACUGAUGGAAGAGCCUCAGCACUUCAAUCAAGAGAGGGAUUGGAUCACUUUUUAGUCUUUGGUUGAUGCUUUUUGUUGUCUUUAUUUUAUAAAGUGGAAAUUAUAUUAAUAUUAUUAUUAUUAGUGGUGGUGGUGCUUGCUGUUGCGAUAUAAACAAACACAAUCAUAAACCCAAGCAUUAAAGUUCGGCACAUAAUUUAUCUCACACCAUUUGUGCUACUACAGAGCCCCUAAGGGGGACACUGAGAUGGAAAAAGAUGAAAUGCAGGGAAAUAAUCUAUUGCGUUCCAGGACUAAACUUUUGCGUUGCCCCAAGAACGUUUGGGUUCAUUCACAAAAACGUUGUGAUCGAAAUAAGCAGUGGAAGGAAGGAUGUUUCAUGAAGGAAAGCAAUAGACUUCCAAGCAAACACAAAAUGUUUUCUUAGUACAAAAAAAGUUUCUCAGGGGAACGCAAUACUGACACGAGGAACGGGUUUUUUCUUGAGGCAAUGGUUUUGGUGAACAGCAGUUCAUUUCAGGACAACCUCACAGUACUUUUGACAGAACACAAAGGUUUCAAGUGAUCACAAAUGUUUUGUGAGUGAAUCAUGUUUAAUUUGAGAAUAUUUUUUUCAGUUUCUUAGGGGAACACAAUAGUUUUGUAAAAGAACGCAAAAGGUUUCCAAGAGAUCGCAAUACUUUGUGAGUGAAAACAAAACUUUGCUACAGAAAGCAAAAGUUUUCCAAAGAAAAUGUUUCAUGGAGGAACAAAAAUGUUUGUGAGAAUGCAAAAUUAUGCAUGAGAAGAUAUUGGGGAAAAUACAGUUCAUUUUUAUCAUUGGGAUGGUCCGUAUUUACCCAUUUUUGGGUUUUAAUAACCCAGCAUUUUAGUGUACUUUUGUAAGAGAGUAAAUGUUUUGUAGGAAAUCAUCAAAAAGGUAUGUGAGAACACAGAAACUUUUGCAAAAGAUAUUUUAUGAACGAUAUUUAAAACCUUGAACAAUAUUUUUGUGACAGCAUGCAAAAUUGUUUAAAGAAAUCUUCUCCAUCUCAUUUUGUCCUUAGGCGCACUAUACAGCAGGGAAAAUAAGUAUUGAACAUGUAAUUAUUUUUCUGGGAAUAAUAUUUCUAAAGGAGCUGUUCACAUGGAAUUGAACCCGAUUUUGGUAAAAACUCAAACAAUACAAACAUCAAAAUAAAACAAAACAAAAAAAUCUGAAAAAAGAGUAUUUAAUACUUUAUAUACAAGGCCUUUUUAAUGAUGACAGCUUAAAGACGCCGCUCAUAUGGAGUAUGAAGUCACAUGCUUCACAGACUUCAACAGAGUGUAUAAAUCUUGAUGGUUCUGUGGGUCUCGUUAAUCAAAUUUGAGCUUUAUUUUGUAUUUUUUAUUGGAUUCAAGUCAAGUGAUUGGAUGUGGCCUUUCUAGAGGUUUAUUUUCUUUCUCUGAAAGCAUUUAAGAGUAGGCAUGGGGCGAUAACUGGUUUCAAGGUUUUCUGCGGUUUGUAAAAGUUUUUAUUUUAUUGUGGUCAAAUAAGCGUAAUCUAGAGGCCUUUACCUUUCAUAUAAGCCACUUGAAUUAAACUUGGAUAGGCAACAAAAUUUUUGUCAGGUAGUGUAUAAUUUUCCUUUUUAGACCAAAAUAUCUAAGAGAAAUUAACAAGUGUGUCAGUUCAGAAAAAAUAUGAUUAAAAUAAAUUUACGUCUCUCCCAUAUAAUCUUCAAAAUUAAAUUGUGGCGUACUGUGAUCCUGGAUAAAUGGUGGAAGUGCAGAAAUUGUAUUUAAAUGAUUUACAUUAUUUUUAAUCUAAUAAUAAUAUCUUCAAAAUCAACAUAAUUUAAAGAGAAAUGUUAAUAGCCACACUUGUGUAUAUUAAAAUAAAAAUGUGAAGCGCAAAGACCACUGGCACAUCUUCUGUUUAUAUUUAAAAGGUUUUAAAACCGUCAAAGCCGUCAUACCUGUUAUACACUGUAAAACCCAACAAUCAACUUUAUCAAAUGAAAUGAGUGGAGUUAACUCAAAAUUUACUGAAAGUUAUUUCUACUCAUUUGAAAAGAGUUUUGAACUCUCUGUUGAAGGUAAUGAGUUCAUUAAAUACCUCAUUACUUCAACUUAAAUGGUGCAAGUUCACAGUACUCAUAUAGAUUAGUUUUUAACUCAAAUGGUUUGUUGCAAUCAGUGUCCUCAAACGGUUUGAGUUGACAUAACCUAAUGAGUUAUACAGUACUCAGUUCUUCAUUUAUUAGAUUCUACUUUGCUCAAUUUUUUUCUUUUACUCAAAUUGAUUAAGUUCACAGCUCUCAUUAGGAUUAGUUUUUGAACCUAAAUGGUUUGUUGCAAUCGGUUACCUUGAUGUUUUGGGUUUUACAGUGUACUGUUUUUAACAACUAUUUUAUUUUGUUUUCUUAGUAUCUCCAGCAGAAAAGAAACCUUUACAUCAAAAGCUACUGGUCCAAAAUAUUUUAAAUGUUUCGUAAAUUAAAAUAUUUUGCGUUUAAUGGGGGGGAAAGUUGUUGUUUUUUUACCCAGACAUUUAAAAAGAACCUAUUUUGGAGCUAUAAUCACAAUACUGUGAAACUGUCAUAGUUUUAUCCAAGGUUUUCAUAAUGUCAGAAUCUUAUACCAGCCCAUGCCUAUUUGAGAGUUUCCCUGGCUGUGUUUUGGAUCAUUUUCUUGCUGAAAUGUCCACCCUGGUUUCAUCUUCAUCAUCCUGCUAAUGUAGAUGUUGACAUGUUCAAUACUUAUUUUCCCCUGCUUUAUAUCCUACAGGCAUGAAUGUUAUCUUCAUGAUUGAUAUAAACAUGCCGGUUGUUGAGGUGUGCUGUUAAUUAAUCAGACCUGCAACUUCACCUGGCAAACAGUAAAACAACCCCAAAAAUACAGCAGGUGGGAUAUGAGCCAUAUUAAAGACCCAAAA